AUGGGCAUGCAAGAUUUUGAAGUACUUGAAGUGAAGGACUGUCGAUCUAUUGGAGUAGCCUUUGACCUUGAAGGACUUGUUUGGGAAGACGGCAUAUCAGAUAUGGCACUCCCUUCAUUAAAAAAGGUGGGAUUAAGCCAUCUACGAAAGUUGACACAUAUUUGGAAGGACAAUUCACCAGGAAUUCAAGGCUUUCAGAAUCUAAGAUCCUUAAUAGUAAAUGAUUGUGAUAAUUUGAGAAAUCUAUUCUCAUACUCUCUAACCAAACUUCUUGUAAAACUACAAGAAAUAGAGGUAACUGAAUGUGGUAUGAUGGAGUCAAUCAUUGGAAAUGAACCAAAUGCAGAUGAUGCAGUGAUAACAAAUAUGAUCAUGUUCCCUCAACUGAAUAGUCUCAAACUCAGUGAUUUGCCAAACCUCAGUAGUUUCUGCUUUGAGGCUUGUACGUUUGAGGGAUCGUUGUUGAAAACAAUAGAAGUAAUCAACUGUCCCAAAAUGAAGAUACUCCCAUCAGUAUUUCAGCGCAAGCUAGACCAACAAAAGGCAGACUUUUCAACCUCAUCUCAACACCAUCUCUUGGAUGGAAAGUUUAUUUUCAGUAACUGGUUUCUGUACGAAUUUGGAAAACUUACUAUCACAGACAUAAAUGGAUCAAUAGAGAAGUGGCACAACCAACUUGAAGUUGACCGCCUUGACAAAGUGGCAUUCAUGUUGGUCCAAUGUUGCGGGAAAUUAUCAAAUGCGAUCUCGUCGAAUUUAAUACAAAGACUACGAAAUCUACAAGGGCUGAAGGUAUGGUGGUGUGAUUCACUGGAAACAAUAUUUGACCUCCAAGGGUCGGUACGCGCUGGUACUACUGGUGUGGAAUCAAUCAUUUGGCUAGGAGAUUUGAAAUUGAUGUAUUUGCCCAAGUUGAUGCAUAUAUGGAAGAAUGUUUCCCAACAAACUCAUUGUUUCAAAUUUCUAAAAUCCCUAGAAGUGGAGAGGUGUGACAACUUAAGAUAUCUAUUCACAAUUUCCAUGGUCAAGGUCCUUGAGUGUCUAAAUUAUCUAAGAAUUGGAAAUUGCGAGAAAGUAGAAAAGAUUGUCACCAGGGAAGUAGAAAAAGAAGAAGUAUGGAGCAAAAUCAAAAUUUUGAAUGUGGAACUUGAAAAUCUUCCAAGUCUCGUGUGUAUUGGAAUUUCAGAAUCCCAAAUUCAUAUCUCCAAGUUGCGUGUAGAUUUUUGCCCCAAGUAUCGAGGUUUUGAUGUGGAAGGGGAGUAAUAUUUACCAUUUGCUACGGUGCAUCGCCAAUCUCUUUACAGAAAAGGUGCUUUAUUGGGUAUUCUUUUCUUGAUAAAGAAGUUGGAGAAAUAGAUAUUGGCCCUAUUUAUGAAGAAACCAAGGCUACAAGGUGUUCUUAUAUAUGAAGAAUUGUUUAGUUGUUAGGAUUACAUUUGAUCUAUUGUUGGGUUUGUAUAAAUUACGUGUCAUCUCAUUGGUCGGGUUGAUUGUGCUGGCAUAGCUUUCUCUGCUGUGGUAUAACUGGAUUGACUUUAUCAUAAACCAUGUAAUAAUUUGUGUGUGAAUUUGAUAAGUGUGCUUUGUGUCACAGUUUUUAACUGUGACCUUAAGUUCUUAGUCUCAGUUUUUAUAAUAAAAAAAGCGUGAUGUGAGUGUGACUAUUUGUCUGUAAAAGAUCUUGCUUUUUAUGAGAAAGCGUGAUUGUUUAUUGGGU
Camellia sinensis is the source of this 1717-nucleotide messenger RNA. The record is from RefSeq and is a predicted model, not a curated record. NCBI's taxonomy places the organism in Eukaryota, Viridiplantae, Streptophyta, Magnoliopsida, Ericales, Theaceae.